Molecule: messenger RNA, 639 nt
Organism: [Candida] anglica
Lineage: Eukaryota; Fungi; Ascomycota; Pichiomycetes; Serinales; Debaryomycetaceae
Source: the annotation of a GenBank genome assembly
UUCCUUACAUCUUCCUUAACUUCAGUAACAAUGGCUAUCUCCAAGAACCUUCCAUUAUUAAAGAACCACUUCAGAAAGCACUGGCAAGAAAGAGUCAAGGUUCACUUUGACCAAGCCGGUAAGAAGGCUUCCAGAAGACAAGCUAGAUUGUCCAAGGCCGCUGAGUACGCUCCAAAGCCAAUCGACACCUUGAGACCAGUUGUCAGAGCUCCAACUAUCAGAUACAACAGAAAGAUCAGAGCUGGUCGUGGUUUCACCCUUGCCGAACUUAAGGCUGUUGGUUUCACCGCCAAGUACGCCAGAACCGUCGGUAUUUCCGUUGACCACAGAAGACAAAACAAGUCUACCGAAACUUUCGACUUGAACGUUGCUAGAUUGACCGAAUACAAGUCUAAGUUGGUUGUCUUUGACAAGAAGACCAAGGCUGCUGACAUUGCCUCCCACGAACAAGUCAACACCCCAGCCACUUUCCCAGUUGUCCAACCAAAGAUUGACUCCACUCCAAAGGCUGUUGAACAACCAGAACAAUCUGCUUACAGAACCUUGAGAUUGGCCAGAUCUGACAAGAAGUACAGAGGUAUCAGAGAAAAGCGUGCCAAGGACGCUGCUGAAGCCGAAGCUGACAAGAAGAAGAAAUAA